Molecule: messenger RNA, 4185 nt
Organism: Brassica rapa (field mustard)
Lineage: Eukaryota; Viridiplantae; Streptophyta; Magnoliopsida; Brassicales; Brassicaceae
Product: polygalacturonase At1g48100
Biological process (GO): carbohydrate metabolic process
Molecular function (GO): polygalacturonase activity
Source: RefSeq, a predicted model, not a curated record
AGCAAAAAAAAAAAAAAUCUAAUUUUAUGAUUAUUUGCUUGAUCAAUCCUGCAUUGUAAAUUAAACGAAAAUAGAUGAAAAUGUAAUAAACUUGGCUUUAGUCUGUUAAUGAAAGAACUCUAGACGUUUUUUUUUUAAUUCUAGACUGUUAUUUAUUCUGGGUUUUCUAAAUUAAAAAAAAUAUGAAUAAAAAUGGGCCUUACAUUGUUACAAUGGAGCUGUGUGUUAUAUGGCCCAGUCCAAAACACAUUUGCUGAAAAGAAAAAAGAAAACAAUGAACAUUUCUUUCAAGCAUUUUAUAUGUUUUGUUUUACUAGUGCAUGGUGUAUGGGUUUUAUCUUGGAACCAUAAGUUCAAAUCUCUGCUUUUCUAUUAUAUUGCUUUUCAAAAUGUUCAAAACAACAUAUAUAGUUUAAUAACUUGUUCACAGUCUUAACAAUUUGCAAAAUCAGUGUACAAUUUGUAAAAUCAGUGUACAAUUGCGGAUAAGUAAUUAAUUAAACGUCAUAAGUAGAAUUGCAAAACACACAAACUUAUAUCAAUUACAAAGUUGUUUCCAAUAGGUAUGAAAUUUUCUUAUUAAGUAUAUUUUAAUUGAUGAACAUCAUCUUGAUCACUACUUUCAUAUACUCUAAUUAAUGUCUUACAACUAGUAGGGAAUAGUGAUGUAUUGCCAACUUAAGUUUGUCCUAAACACAUAAGCUUUUAAUUCACCAAACACCCAACUUUGGGUUUUGUCUUCUUUUGGAAAAUUAGUACUAAACCUCCUGCAUUCAGAUAUAAAGUAUGAAAAUAAUCCUUUGUUAACUAGAUAAUUAUUGUUGCUUUCUAUAUAACUCCUCUUUGUCUCUCGAUAUAUAGUUAUUAAAAUACCUUUUUGGAAAGUUUUUUUGGUUAUUUUAAUAGUUUGUCAAUAAUUAACAUAUACCACAUAGCUCACAGAUUGUUUUUAACUAAUAGCUCACAGGUUGAUCCACAAUAAUACAAAACAAUUAGAUUACAAGUUUCAGAUUAAUCAAUAUAUUUUCUUCAAAAUAAUUAUAUAUAGAGAACUAAUUUCCGUAUACGUAGAAAAGUGUAAAGUUUCCUAAUGUAUUAAACCUAUAUCUGAUAUAUUGUGUCCCUAAUUAAGAAAAUUAAUCUCAUUUUGAUUAUUUGGGUUAGUGAAGCACACUGAUAUCAUUUAACAAGCUUUUGGAACUAACUAAUUAUAGUAUAAUUUAAGUUUUGGAUAAGGUCUUUUUGCUUUUAUAAUGCAAGAGUGCAUAACGGUUGCUUAUGAUUGAGGAACAAGCAAUUGCUAAUAUUACAGGUCACUGCCCAUUAACUUAUUUUAACAAUUACAGCAUUUAAAGUCACCUUUUCUGUUAGUCUUAUGAAAAAUUAUCCAUGGCAUAAUAUAUGUUUUAUAAUUAAUUAUCAGCUCAUUUAGUUUUCUUUUUAAUAUAUGCAGCCACCUUUCGCAUAUAAAGUAAAUUAGUACCUAAGAUGUUUCAUGCAUCUUUCUUGAUGUAUAGACAUACAUAAAUACGGCAUUGUAAAUGUAUGGUCAUUUCUUUUAGAGUGCUACAACGCUUUUUUGGUUGGCAUUUGUGUUACCAUUUUGUAUUUUGUGGAGUAGCACAUUUAAAUACUGUUAUUACUUACAUUAUAGCUUUUCAUCUUUCUAUUAAAUGGAACCUUUUGAAAGAAUUAAAAACAGGAAUUAUUGCUCACUAGAAUUAUUAAUCAACAAUGCACGGAAAGAAUGUAUUUUAAACCUAUGAAAAAUGGAGAAAGACACAGAAAUUAAGUGUCUAGGUUGCACUUGUUUCUGUAGAUUUAGAGAGUGUUAUACUGUGCCAGCAUCAAUCAUGUUUUGGAAAGAACCUACAUUAAAGUUCUCAUUUUUUGAUAUAUGGCUUAAAAGAAACUUAAACAAAAUAAAAGUAUGGAUGCUGUGAAUGAGUAUUUGUAUAGAUACACCAAGAAGAACAUGAGUGGUAAGAAUAUUGGACUAGUAUAUAUGUAGAAACCAAAAACCUUACCGCAUGUAGACUUAGAUUUACGUUUAUGGUUUAUGUAUAGGGUAUUGAAUUUAUUUUGAUGUAAACCAUACUUUUCGGAAACACUUAUAAGUAAAUCACUCAGGCUCAUAUAUGUUCUUGGUACAGACAAUGGAAUCGCAUUUACGUCCAUUCACCCCCAAAUCCAAUAACAGUAAGCCACUACACACCCAUUUAUGUAUACAACUUACAAGACAAAUUCUUUCUCAAAAAAAAAAAAAACUUACAAGACAAAUUUUUCUCUUUUAAAGUUUUUUUUUUGCUAUUCUCUUUUUAAAGUUUAAAGGGUACUUCUGAAAAUAGUUCAAAAGAAAGGGUCAUUUUGAAAAAAAGGUUGCUAUAUAACUCGUCCAUCAACUACAUCUCUUAUAACCAUCUCCUUUCCCACCAAUAGUCACAACAAAAGCAUAAGAGAAAAUGAAGAUAAUAAAGAGUUCGCCGCUUUUAGCUAUGCUGAUCGGCUUCAUUAUCAUAGCAGCCGCAAUCUCCACAAUCUCCGUUGAGGGUCGUAAACAUCACGUCAAGAGGAUCAAACCCAAACACCGUCGUCAUUCUAGAGAUACCCCUACCGGCUCUCCUGCACCCGCCCCUUAUCCGUCCACCCAUGAUGGUGUUUUUGACAUCCUCUCCUUCGGUGCCAAGGGCGAUGGGAUCUCAGACGACUCAAAGGCAUUGAUCGGAGCGUGGAAGGCGGCUUGUAAAGUAGUCGGAGGGAAGGUGGAGAUUCCGGCAGGGAAAGAGUUUAUGGUGAAGGCGGUGACGCUGCAAGGACCGUGCAAGGAGGAAACGGUGGUUCAAAUAGAAGGAACCUUAGUAGCUCCUACUAAGACAGGGUCAUGGCCUAAGUCAAGCUUGUUUCAAUGGCUUAACUUCAAAUGGGUCAGUCACGUCACCAUCCAAGGCUCAGGGACUCUUGAUGCUCGUGGCUAUAACUGGUGGAACUUAGACAAUUAUCAAACUCAAAAAAAUAAGUAUAUCCCACCAAUGAAACCAACGGCACUUAGGUUUUAUUCAAGUGGUAACGUGACGGUCCGUGAUAUAAGCAUCGUGAACAGCCCAUUGUGUCACCUGAAGUUUGAUGAUUCUGAUGGAGUCAAAAUCAACAACAUAACGAUAUCUUCGCCCGAGAAUAGCCCUAACACCGACGGCAUCCACCUCCAGAACACACGUAAUGUCGAGAUUCAACACUCCAACAUCGCUUGCGGAGAUGACUGUGUAUCCAUUCAAACCGGCUCCUCCAAUGUACACAUUCACCACAUCAGUUGUGGCCCUGGCCAUGGCAUCAGCAUAGGAAGUCUGGGGAAAGAUGAGACCGUUGCAUGUGUGUCUGAUAUCAUAGUUGAGGACGUCUCAAUACAGAACACUCUUGCUGGUGUUCGAAUCAAGACUUGGCAGGGAGGAUUAGGGGUUGUCAAGAACCUAACAUUCUCCAACAUACAAGUAACAGACGUGCAAGUACCGAUAGUAAUAGACCAAUAUUACUGCGAUAAGUCCAAGUGUAAGAAUCAGACUAGCGCAGUAUCAAUUUCGGACGUCAAGUACAACAACAUCGUCGGUAGUUUCACGGCACAACCGGUACGUAUUGCAUGCAGCAACAACGUACCAUGCAUGGACGUGGAUCUAAUGGAUAUUAGGUUACGACCUUCCGGAGGAAUCAGAGGGUUACAAACUCAUCAACAGCAACACGCUUUGUGUUGGAACUCGUACGGCAAAACACAAGGGCCUUUGGUUCCUUCAAGCAUUGGUUAUUGCUUAAAGAAGAGUAAUAUUGAUGGCUAUUAUCCCAAGAGAUUUAUUGCUUCGUCCCAUGAAAAACUCUGCCCUUUAUAAAACCUUUAAUAGAAAUUUAGAGUUAUUCUAUUAGCUCGAAAGAUUUUAUAUAUCUUUUCGUGCUAGAUGAUAAGAUUUUAGAUCAUUUAUGCCACCGGUUCUAUCCCAAUAGGUACCUGUGUUUGGCAUAUAUUUUCUUUUAAAUUGUGUUUCUUUUGGGAGAUCAUGAUGUUUCUUUUUGCUUCCCUUCUCCAACUUUUUGUGGGUGUGAGAAGGUAAUGGCGCUUUUAUCAGCUUUUUUUCUGUAGUGUUAUGAUGUAUGAUUCCAGUUUCAGAGGUUUGAUGUUAUUUUACUUGUUGCUGUAAUAAA